CGUGCCUUCGCCAGAGCCGCUAACGCCGGCUUUGGGGUACAGGGGCUUCAGAAGCAGCGAGGGAAAAAGGCGGUUGACCAUUCCCCAGCCAGUCGCCACCAUGCCCAUCUCUCCAGUAAACGGCCGCAGGCAGCCGAGCGUCGGGGUAAACGUUGGCUUAGCGCCAAGGAAGUCUAUUAGCUUUGUUGGUGCAAGCAAAGGAACUCUAAUGAAAGGAGGAUAUGCUGGUGCAAACCAAAGCAGAAUGGCUAUGUCAAAAAACAUGAUGAUUCUACCUGAAGCAAAACAAGUAGAAAAAAUGACUAUUUCCUCUGCAAAGACAAUCACACAGGUGACUGAUAUAAAUGGAGUUGAUGUUACUCCCAGACCUCUUUACCGUCCAGAUCCAUAUUCCAGUACAGGAAAGCCAAAUAAGCUAUUGACUUCACAAGACGGAUCACAUACAUCAGACUUUAUAGCUUCCUAUAGCCUUUAUCAGAAUACAAUAAAUCCUAGUAUGUUAGGGCAGUUUACCAGGUCAGUUUUAGGAAGCAGCACAGUUUCUAAGUCAACUGUAUCCACUACUGAAUCAAUGGCAGAAGACCUAGAAGAACCAUCCUUUAAACGGGAAAGAUUGUCUAGUCUUACAGAAUCUGAAGAAGCUGAGAAAGUAAGCCAGAGAAACAAGACCUAUGAGACUCUUUGUCGAAAUAGAUUGGGCAAUGACUUAUACGUAGAAAGGAUGAUGCAGACUAUUAAUGGAGCACCAAAGAAUAAAGACGUUCAAUGUGACAAAAUCUUGAAAGAAGAAAAAGGUAAUUUAUGUUAUAUUCUGCUUGGCUUUGGAGAGGGCUUCAGGAUGUUAAAAAGCUGCCUCGUGGUUGCAGAGAGGGGCUUCAAGCAGAAGCCCUAA
Molecule: messenger RNA, 892 nt
Organism: Odocoileus virginianus texanus
Lineage: Eukaryota; Metazoa; Chordata; Mammalia; Artiodactyla; Cervidae
Source: RefSeq, a predicted model, not a curated record